CCGCGCUGGUCACAUGACGGGCCGGCGGCGGCGGCAGCGGCGGCAGCGGUAGCGGCCGCGGCGUCUUAAGCGGCGCCCAGUGCAGGAUGGUGCUGGAGGCGGCGGCCGUGGUGGCGGCGGCGUCGUUGGUGGCAGUGGGAGGGGGUGCGGUGGCGGCAGCAGCGGCGGCGCCCGCGGGUGAUAUAAAAUGGCGGAUUUCGAAGAGUUGAGGGAUCUCCAGUACAAUGUUGCAUAGAAGCUGUGAUGGGGGCAUCCUGAUCUUGUUCCUGAUUUUAAAGGGAAUGCUUUCAAAGUUUCACAAGUGGCUGUACCAUUUUACAUUCCUACCAGCAAUGUACGGAGUGAUCCAGUUUCUCUGCAUCCUCACCAGCAUUUGGUGUUAUCACUGUUUUUCAUUUUAGCCAUUCUGAAUAUGGUUUCUAGUUUUAGGGUUUCUGAACUGCAAGUGUUACUAGGCUUUGCUGGACGGAAUAAAAGUGGACGCAAGCAUGACCUCCUGAUGAGGGCGCUGCAUUUAUUGAAGAGUGGCUGCAGCCCUGCGGUUCAGAUUAAAAUCCGAGAAUUGUAUAGACGCCGAUAUCCACGGACUCUGGAAGGCCUUUCUGACUUGUCUGCAAUCAAAUCAUCAGUUUUCAGUCUGGAUGGUGGCUCAUCACCAGUAGAGCCUGACUUGGCUGUGGCUGGAAUCCACUCGUUGCCUUCCACUUCAAUUACACCUCACUCACCGUCCUCUCCUGUUGGUACUGUGCUGCUUCAGGAUACUAAGCCCACAUUUGAGAUGCAGCAGCCAUCUCCCCCAAUUCCUCCUGUCCAUCCUGAUGUGCAGUUAAAAAACCUGCCCUUUUAUGACGUCCUUGAUGUUCUCAUCAAGCCCACAAGUUUAGUUCAAAGCAGUAUUCAACGAUUUCAAGAAAAGUUUUUUAUUUUUGCUUUGACACCUCAACAAGUUAGAGAGAUAUGCAUAUCCAGGGAUUUUUUGCCAGGUGGUAGGAGAGAUUAUACAGUCCAAGUUCAGUUGAGACUUUGCCUGGCAGAAACAAGUUGCCCUCAAGAAGAUAACUAUCCCAAUAGCCUAUGUAUAAAAGUAAAUGGGAAGCUGUUUCCUUUGCCUGGCUACGCACCACCACCUAAAAAUGGGAUUGAACAGAAGCGCCCUGGACGCCCCUUGAAUAUUACAUCUUUAGUUAGGUUAUCUUCAGCUGUGCCAAACCAGAUUUCCAUUUCUUGGGCAUCAGAAAUUGGAAAGAAUUACUCCAUGUCUGUGUAUCUUGUACGACAGCUCACAUCAGCCAUGUUAUUACAGAGAUUAAAAAUGAAAGGUAUUAGAAACCCUGAUCAUUCCAGAGCACUAAUUAAAGAAAAACUUACUGCAGAUCCUGAUAGUGAAAUUGCCACAACUAGCCUUCGGGUAUCCUUGAUGUGCCCUUUAGGAAAAAUGAGGCUGACAAUCCCGUGCCGUGCAGUGACUUGUACACAUCUGCAGUGUUUCGAUGCUGCCCUUUAUCUACAAAUGAAUGAGAAGAAGCCCACCUGGAUUUGUCCUGUGUGUGACAAAAAAGCUGCCUAUGAAAGUCUAAUAUUAGAUGGGCUUUUUAUGGAAAUUCUCAAUGACUGUUCUGAUGUGGACGAAAUCAAAUUCCAAGAAGAUGGUUCUUGGUGUCCAAUGAGACCGAAGAAAGAAGCUAUGAAAGUAUCCGGCCAACCGUGUACUAAAAUAGAAAGUUCAAGUGUCCUCAGUAAGCCUUGUUCAGUGACUGUAGCCAGUGAGGCAAGCAAGAAGAAAGUGGAUGUUAUUGACCUAACAAUAGAAAGCUCUUCUGAUGAAGAGGAAGACCCUCCUGCCAAAAGGAAAUGCAUCUUUAUGUCAGAAACACAAAGCAGCCCAACCAAAGGGGUUCUCAUGUAUCAGCCAUCUUCUGUAAGGGUGCCCAGUGUGACUUCGGUUGAUCCUGCUGCUAUUCCGCCUUCAUUAACAGACUACUCAGUACCAUUCCACCACACGCCAAUAUCAAGCAUGUCAUCAGAUUUGCCAGGUUUGGAUUUUCUUUCCCUUAUUCCAGUUGAUCCCCAGCAGUACUGUCCUCCUAUGUUUUUGGAUAGUCUCACCUCACCCUUAACAGCAAGCAGUACGUCUGUCACCACCACCAGCCCCCAUGAGAGCAGUACUCAUGUUAGCUCAUCCAGCAGCAGGAGUGAGACAGGGGUCAUAACCAGCAGUGGAAGUAACAUUCCUGACAUCAUCUCGUUGGACUAAAGGAGGACUCACUUGAUUCUGGGAAUCAUUCAUCAAAAUUGCUCUUUCUUGGAUUUCUGGUUUGUGGAAGCUAUAUUUUUGACAAUUUGGUAUUUAUUGAAAUGUCAAAUGGAUUCUUUUGCUUUCUGAGAGAGAACACAGAUGACUGCAUCAAGAACCAAAUGGCAUGGAAGGAUUUUUCUUACUUGUGCUGUACUUUGAGCAUUGGAUACAUUCAGCCAAAACUGUACCUUCUUAAGAGAUGGAUUUCAAUUUCAUACAUUACUGGAUGGAUCCUACAAAUCAGUUGAAGAUUUUUUUUGUUACAAUAAACAGCAAUAAAAAUUAUGUAAAUAUUCAAGUAAACUCUUUUCUAAUUAAAAAAUAAAAAGAUGUAAUCACUGAUUCUAGAAUGACACCAACUUCUGUUUAGCCUGCUGUGAAGGAAAAAGUAUUUGGAAAGAAGUUAUGUUUGCCGAAUGAGUCCUUUCCAUGGAGAUUUGUUCUAUUUUGUUGAAAUAAUGAAGUUUCUGUAAGUGGCCAAAGCUGGAGUUCCACUUUUCUUCUUGCAGUUCCACUUUUCUUCAUGAUCCCAUCAAAGAAAAAUGGGCUUUAUGUUACACAUUUUUCCCUGGUUAUCAGUUAUCACUUUGACAUUGUUUGCUAGUGGAUACAGAGUAAAGUUCUAGAAUUUGGCUGCUCUUUAUUAGUGAUUAUGUUUUAGGAACUCUGUGCAGAUUCUGUCCUGACACAAUGUAUUAUUUUUGGUAACUGUACAUUCUCAUUCUAGAGUUUUCUAUAAAUUUGGGUCUUCUCAAAGAAA
Molecule: messenger RNA, 3056 nt
Organism: Cynocephalus volans (Philippine flying lemur)
Lineage: Eukaryota; Metazoa; Chordata; Mammalia; Dermoptera; Cynocephalidae
Gene: PIAS2
Product: protein inhibitor of activated STAT 2
Exons: 16
Coding region: 413-2254 (613 amino acids)
Biological process (GO): regulation of transcription by RNA polymerase II; protein sumoylation
Cellular component (GO): chromatin
Molecular function (GO): SUMO ligase activity; transcription coregulator activity; zinc ion binding
Source: RefSeq, a predicted model, not a curated record